This is a messenger RNA of Moneuplotes crassus, 620 nucleotides long. The record is from the annotation of a GenBank genome assembly. Lineage: Eukaryota; Ciliophora; Spirotrichea; Euplotida; Euplotidae.
AGAAAAUUGAGAAAAAAAUGGAGAAAAUGAGACCCUUAGGCCAGUUAUGCCCCAAAUGCACUAGCUCUCUGGCUCAAUUCAAGCUAAACAAGAAGUAAGUCUAUAGAUUCUUAAGACCGUCAUUACCACUGAGGUGAUAGCAUCAAAAUAUGUACAAAUCUAGGCUGUACUUUCCCCUUCUGAUGAGAUGCAGACAGCUUUGGGGCUUUUAACAACUUCCAAGCUAGGACAAAAAAAGGUAAAAGAAUGGCUGAGCUCCAGAAAAAUCGAGAAAUUUCGUGAAAAACACCUAAGAAAAGACAUGAAAGCACAAAUCUUUUGAAGCUACUGAGAGACGAGAUCGAUCAGUAUGCUGCUAAGAUUUUGAGCAGCGACUCGCUGCUCAAAUCUCAGAAGCAGGAGAUAGGCAUCUUUUCUCCCAUUGGAGCAACUGAGGAUUGUAUUUUCACACAGAGUUUACAAGGUGAUAAGCAAGAGAUAGAGACACUAAACCAUACUUCAUUUGAUCUACCAACAACUAGUAGAUUCUUUUAGAGUCAAAAUGUGAGCUUUGAUAGAACAAUCCUUGUCUUUUAGAACAGUAUUCUGCCUAAUUUUUUUCAAUAAUUAUUAAUUUAAAA